GUUCAAGAAGUUGCGCCUUAUUUGGGUGAAAAAUGGAUGUAGUAUUUUCUUUCUCCAAUGCGUCAGUAGUUGAACCUGAUUGCAUUCGUAGUACAGUUGAGUUAGCUGAAAAAAACAAUGUUCAUCUUUCGGAAGACACUUGUUGGGAGCUUCUGGAAAUGUGUAUAUCAAAACUGUCAAUGAGGAAAACCUACCAACUUCUUGAUGGACUUUACAGUACUGAAGAGAUCAAGUUUCCGGAAGGCAGCGAAUUUGUUGUUGAAUCGAUACGUGGACGUUCGGUCAACAAAGGUGAGGUAUUUUAUUACGUAAAAUGGCUUGGAUGGCCACCUGUAUUCAAUACAUGGGAACCAGAAUGUAACCUUUCUGGUUGUGAAGAUCUUAUUCAAAAGUUCGUCGACUCAUAUGGUGAAUCAGUUGGAAUGCUUCCGCCCGAGUCUCAACCCGAUAAGAAAUCACAAAUUCGAGAGGUCAUGGGUCGACUGAGGGAAGCUGUUGAUCCAUCGGGAAACUUACCGUUGUAUUUACUGGAGCGCUUUUCUAGUCUUCAGUCUGAUCCUACUGAUAAUUUCCGUCCUUAUAAACCAUCGCCUUCUAUUAACAUUGACAAACUCAUCUGUUCACAAUCUCUACCAAGUAAUAUGGAAUCUAUCUCACUUAAGCGACCUCCGAGCGUUUCUGACCUUCUACCAGUUCCCGCUAAACGUUUCCGUAUUUGUCGGAAAAGCAAGCAAGUAUUAGAUUCUGCCCUCAAUACAUUCCAACAAAAGCUCAAUGCUGUCUACUCGCAUGAAGCGCCUAUCACUGUGGAAAAUUCUGUUGAUUCUGAGUGUCCUCCGGUUGAAUUUCAACCAAUUCCUGAUUACUUACCUGGGCAAGACGUGUACUUGCCAACUAAAGCUCCAAUUGGCUGUGAAUGUACAAUGGAUAAUGUAAAUUUAUCACAGUUAGCAAAAAUGACUAAAAAAGACAAUGAUACUUCAUCAGUUAUCUAUCCUUGUUGGGUUAACAGACGGAGUAAUUGUUGUGCAGUUCGUGCAGGUUCAAUGCCUCCAUAUGAUAAACGCAAGCGACUGCUUGCACCUCCUGGUCAUCCGGUUUAUGAGUGUAACUCCUUGUGCGUUUAUUGACAAGUAUGUCCUUGUGAUUCAACAUGUCCAUUUCGUGUUGUACAAUUGGGCAGAAAAGUACCUUUAUGCGUUUUUCGUACAAAAGAUCGUGGAUGGGG
This is a messenger RNA of Trichobilharzia szidati, 1228 nucleotides long. The record is from the annotation of a GenBank genome assembly. NCBI's taxonomy places the organism in Eukaryota, Metazoa, Platyhelminthes, Trematoda, Strigeidida, Schistosomatidae.